Periconia digitata is the source of this 456-nucleotide messenger RNA. The record is from the annotation of a GenBank genome assembly. NCBI's taxonomy places the organism in Eukaryota, Fungi, Ascomycota, Dothideomycetes, Pleosporales, Periconiaceae.
ACAAUGGCACCACUACCUGAAGAGACAUGCGAAGGCUGCUUCAUCAAGAAGAUCGCCACCCAUAUAAGCUUUGGCGUCAUCGUUGGUCUAUUUGGCCUCAUGUUCGUGUGGUGGAUAUCCGGGCGCCUCAUUCACCAUUACCGCUACACACAAUCCCAACGCCGCCGAAACAACAAUCUGCCCCGUAGGAGCUACGACAGCGCCACCGAUCGCCUUGAGGCGGCUAGAGCCCAGCGACGCGCCGAGUUUGCAAUCUCCUUUGGGCUGGAUGCAGCUAACUUUGCUGUCGAGGAGGUUGAAGUUCCUCCUAGAGCCCUCCACCGCAGCAACGAGAGCUCGGACACACUCCCGAGGUACGAGGACAUCUUCUCAUCACAGGAGACGGAGACGGAUGGAGACGAGAUGCCACCUACGUACAUCGAACUGCGGCCAAUGGCUCCAAACCCGGAGCGUUGA